Molecule: messenger RNA, 3150 nt
Organism: Sarcophilus harrisii (Tasmanian devil)
Lineage: Eukaryota; Metazoa; Chordata; Mammalia; Dasyuromorphia; Dasyuridae
Gene: NEMP1
Product: nuclear envelope integral membrane protein 1
Exons: 9
Coding region: 439-1626 (395 amino acids)
Cellular component (GO): nuclear envelope
Source: RefSeq, a predicted model, not a curated record
GACCGGACGGAUUGACUCGACUCCGGGGCGUGGCCGUUACGUUACCCGCGUGGCCCUCGGCCUACCGGCGUGCGGGGGGAGGAGGGCGGCGGGGCAGGCCCACGUUCAGGCCCAGAGGGAAAAAAGACCAGAACCCAGCUGGGACGGAGCGGAGCCGCGAUUCGAACCCGGGGCUCUGGCCUCAAACCCUUCCCUCCAAGGUGGAGGCCUGGGAAACGGAGGCAGGCCGGACUCAGAUCAGAAUCGAUGUUACCCAGCAUGAGCAGGGGCCCGAGCUGCAUCUGGGGAGGGGGGAGUGCGGAGGAGGAGGAGGAGAAAACGUGCUUGCUUCUUGUUCCUCCGAGCUGCUCGAGCCUAGGGCGCCAAGCCUUGACCUGAAACUCCUCCUUCCCCCUGAAGCCGUGCUUCCUACAUGCUGGAAUUAAUAUACAAGUGGUGAUGCUACAAGAAUCCCGAUUUUAUUUUGGAACUAACAAUCAGCAGUUCUGUUAUAAGAAUACUCUUGUCCCAAGGUGGCAUGAAUUAUGGACCCGAGUGACGAUUCGGGUGAACAGCUCCAGAGUGGUGAGAGUUACACAGGUGGAAAACGAGGAGAAGCUGAAAGAGCUGGAGCAGUUUAGUCUCUGGAACUUGUUCUCAUCCUUCCUGAAGGAGAAGCUGAAUGAUACCUAUGUCAAUGUGGAUCUCUACAGCACCAAGGUCUGCCUCAAAGUUGAGGUCCUUGAGAAGGAUACGAAGUACAACAUCAGUCUGGUCCGAAGAUUUGACCCCAAACUCUUCCUAGUUUUCCUCCUUGGACUUUUGCUUUUCUUUUGUGGAGACUUAUUAAGCAGAAGUCAGAUUUUCUACUACUCUACUGGGAUGAGUCUGGGGAUUUUGGCCUCUCUGUUAAUUUUAAUUUUCUUGAUGUCCAAGUUCAUGCCCAAGAAAAGUCCUGUCUACAUCAUCCUAGUUGGAGGCUGGUCCUUUUCUCUGUACCUAAUACAGCUGGUUUUUAAAAACUUACAAGACAUCUGCAGGUUUUAUUGGCAGUAUCUUUUAACUUAUAUCUUCAUAGUUGGAAUCUUGAGUUUUGCCGUUUGUUAUAAAUAUGGACCCUUGGAGAACGAACGCAGCAUCAACCUGCUGACCUGGACCUUGCAGUUGACAGGCCUGUUGCUCAUGUAUUCUGGUGUGCAGAUACGGCAGAUUGCCUUUGCCCUUAUCAUCGUUGCAUUCUGUACUAAAAACCUGGAAUACCCCGUUCAGUGGAUUUACACCACCUACAGAAAGGUGUAUAAGGCAGCAGAAAAGCCGAUACCCCCUCGUCUCCUGACAGAAGAAGAAUACCGUAUACAAGGGGAAGUGGAGACUCGAAAGGCCCUGGAGGACCUCCGAGGCUACUGCAGCAGCCCAGAGUGUUCUGUUUGGAAGACCAUAUCGCGGAUUCAGUCUCCCAAGAGGUUUGCUGACUUUGUGGAAGGAGCUUCUCACCUCACACCGAGUGAAGUUUCUGUUCAUGAGCAAGAAUAUGGACUAGGCAGCAAUUUUGCAGAGGAUGAAAUCUUUGAGGAUAUGUCACUGGAGGAUGAGGAUGAGGAGGAAUUUGUGUGUCCCACAGUCCUACAGAACCAUUUAAUGUCUUAGGUGGCAUCUUGGUAUUUUCAUAUAUAGACUGAAUUAAUUUCAAGGUGGCCAGAGCUUUAAGAGUCUGUGUGUGUGCGUGUGUUUUUAUUUUUUUUUAAUUUUGUGUGUGUGUGUGUGUGUGUGUGUGUGUGUGUGUGUGGUGUAUACACAAGAAUUUCCUGGCCAUCUGAAAUUGGCAUGAGAUGCCAUUUAUAGGCUUGAUGGGCAUCCCUUCUGAACCCUGGCUGGUGGGCUGUGGAAAAAUCUUAUGGGAAGUUAGAGGUUGAAUCGACUAACCAAAGAAUAUGGUUCUACAUCAAGUGAGUUGUGCCCUUACCCUCCUCCCUCCCACUGCAGGCUGUCUUGCCCAUGCUUUGGCAUCUGGUUGGUAUCUUCUCUAUAUGGGGGAGGGUUCUGCAGUUUGACCCAUUGCACUGCUGGUGUGUGGGUGGUUGACAUUGAGGAUUACCAUUCAUUAGAAGUACAAAAAUGUAUUUUGAUAGAGGGUGGGGAAAUUUCUCAAUUUCUGCUGUGAAAUCCACAGGUCUUUUGGGAACUUCCUCUAUCCCUGCUUUGGGGCAAGUGGUUUCAGGAUAAGAUUUUCUGUAUAGCUGUUUUGAGAAGAAAGUGUAUUUCUUUCUCUUGGAUUUUGACUGAACCACAUUUAAAUUAAAAAAAAAAGUUUAUGCUUUAGAGUGGCAAGAAUCAUUGGAUCACACUGUCAUACUUGUCAGCCAUUUUAAGCCUCAUAAAUUAUAAUGCUUCAAUUUUUAAUUUAAUUAAUUCCCUCUGGUUAUAAGAGACUUUUUAAGGGUUCUUAUGGGACUUUACAUUCCAUCUAAUAUUAUUAGUUUUCAUUCCCUUCAUUUGUUCCUCCCUCCAGUAGUUGUCUACUGAUUGACCCUUGAAGUAGUUAAGUUCAUUUUUUUUGUCAGUAGUUUUAUUGGUCUUUUCUCCCAAAAAGCCAUUUAGCUUUGUCUGGGCCAGUUGGGGUGGCAUAGGUAGUAUAUAAUUUUGUUCUGAAAACUUAAAGAUACUUUUUCCCACAGGUUCCCGAUUCCUUCCCUCGAGGUCCAAAUGCCCUUGAGUUGAGUCACCAGAGAAAUUAGGCAGUACAGUAUGCUUAUCUCCUCUUCCUCUUUCUUUUCUGUUUAAUUUAUCUCCCCUUCUCCUUUACUCCAUGCAAUCUCUGGAUGCCAUUGGGAGAAAAGCAUUAUUUAGGCUAUGGUCUUUUCAGAGUAGAAUUUUUCUGCCGUGUCCCUUUGGAAUGGGGAUGAGGAAGUAACAGUGCUGCUAGUGUUUCAUGAUUUAAAAAAAACAAAACCAAAAAACCAAGCUGUUCAGCUGCUAUCAUUUAAGCUAAUUAGACCUCAGGAUGUCUUCUCAAUGCCCUUGAAGUUGUGGAUAGAUAAGCAUUGAAGUGAUCUUUGUUCAUGGUGUUGUGUGUGACUUUAUCAUCUGGGAUAGAGGGACAAUAACCCCUCAUUUCAGACUUUCACACUAUAAGAAAGACUGAUGGAUUGAGAGAUGACCUGUAAUCAACAA